Molecule: messenger RNA, 1521 nt
Organism: Pseudozyma hubeiensis SY62
Lineage: Eukaryota; Fungi; Basidiomycota; Ustilaginomycetes; Ustilaginales; Ustilaginaceae
Product: aminopeptidase Y
Exons: 2
Coding region: 1-1521 (506 amino acids)
Biological process (GO): proteolysis
Molecular function (GO): aminopeptidase activity; metalloexopeptidase activity
Source: RefSeq, a predicted model, not a curated record
AUGUUCAAGCUGACGCUGGUUCAGCUGACGACGCUGGCACUUGUGCUACUCGCUACAGGUCACCAAGCCGUGGCUCGUCCCGGAAAGCUUCGACCUGUCGAAUCGAAACGACUUCGAAACGACAUCAAGCGCAAAGACCUCCUCUCCGGAGCACGCAAGCUCCAGUCGCUCGCCUACGCCACCUCGGAACGAAACCGCGUCUUUGGCUCGCCCGGUCACAAAGCCACCGUCGCCUACAUCCAAGAAGAACUGCGUCGUGGCGGCGGAGCAGACUACUUUGACGUCUUCCUCCAACCCUUCACCGCCACCUACGCCGAGCACUCUUCCGAACUCGCCAUCGACGAUCAACCCACCAAGUCGGUCACCUUCACCUACUCGCCCAAUGGAGAGUUUGACGGGGUGGAGCUGGUGAAUGUCGCCAAUGUUGGUUGUGAGCAGGCUGAUUUCCCCGCGGGUGUAGAGGGGAAGAUCGCGUUGGUCAAGAGGGGUACGUGUCCCUUUGCGACCAAGGUGGGCAGGGCAGGUACAGCUAAGGCUGCCGCUGUGAUCAUCUACAACAACGCGGCGGGUGAUGUGGCGGGUACCCUGGGUAGCAAAGGACCUGUGGAGGAGGGACCCUUCGUUCCCGUGGCAGGUGUGACACAGGACGUAGGAAACGCGCUCGUCGCCCGUCUCGCGGCUGGCGAGAAGGUGCUGAUCGACAUGAAGCUCGACGGAGUGGUCGAGGAUCGAGAGACGCACAACGUCAUCGCCGAGACCAAAGCUGGCAACAAGGACCAAGUCAUCAUGGUCGGAGCCCACUCUGACAGCGUCGUAGCCGGUCCUGGUAUCAACGACAACGGCUCUGGCUCCAUCGCUCUGCUCACCAUCGCCAAGCAGCUCACCAAGUACUCUGUCAACAACGCUGUGCGCUUCGCCUGGUGGUCUGCUGAAGAGUACGGCCUCCUCGGUGCAGAACACUACGUCGAGCAGCUCAGCCAAGCUCAAAAGGACCAGAUUCGUAUCUACUUGAACUUUGAUAUGAUCGCCAGUCCCAACUACGUCCUCUCAGUGCACGAUGGGGAUGGUAGCACCUUCAACGAGCCUGGUCCUGCGGGGUCUGCUCAAGCAGAAGCGAUGUUCUUCGACUACUUCAAGAACGAAGCCAAGAAGCCCUUGAUCGAAGGACCGUUCGAUGGAAGGAGCGACUACGGUCCAUUCCUGGACGCUGGUAUCGCCGCAGGUGGUCUCGACACGGGUGCGGAAGGGCUGAAGACCGAGGAGGAGGCCAAGCUGUUUGGUGGAACGGCGGGUGUGGCGUACGACCCCAACUACCACCAGGCAGGAGACACGGUGGAUAACCUGGCAAUGGAGGCCUUCGAGGUCAACGCAAAGGCCAUCGCUCAUGCUGUGGCAACCUACUCGACUAGCUUUGACAGCCUCGGCCCCAGAUCGACCAAUGCCAAGAGGAACGUCGCUGCAGCAGCUAAGAAGGUCGACCACAGCACGCAUCGUUGCGGUGGAGAUCUGGCUCUCAUCUAA